Nematostella vectensis (starlet sea anemone) is the source of this 4127-nucleotide messenger RNA. RefSeq names its product 2-5A-dependent ribonuclease. Bases 157 to 3402 code for a protein of 1081 amino acids. Gene Ontology annotation, cellular component: IRE1-TRAF2-ASK1 complex. The transcript has a single exon. Gene Ontology annotation, molecular function: protein serine/threonine kinase activity; RNA endonuclease activity; ATP binding. Gene Ontology annotation, biological process: mRNA processing; intrinsic apoptotic signaling pathway in response to endoplasmic reticulum stress; IRE1-mediated unfolded protein response. The record is from RefSeq and is a predicted model, not a curated record. NCBI's taxonomy places the organism in Eukaryota, Metazoa, Cnidaria, Anthozoa, Actiniaria, Edwardsiidae.
UAAGAACGCUCAUGCGUAAGAAAGCAUUCUCAAGUUUCCGAGAAGCCGAGAAAACAUUCCAGACGGUGUGGCUCAAAAUCACUACUAGAGAAAUCACAGAUAAACACCCUUGAGCCCUGGUGAAUUGAUGUGAGACCCUUCCUAAACUCCAGGAAAAUGUCUUCGCAUUCCCCAGGUUUUCGUGGUAAACGAAAAACGGUCGAAUCGCGAGAUCGAGAUACUCUUUGUCUAGCUUCAAGCAAACGACCCCGUUUGUCUGUAAUCCUUCUCGACUUACGACCAAAGGAUUCCGUUCGUUCAAAAAAUGGGAAGAAGAAAUCUCAUAGAUGGAUGAUAAGGGAAGCCAAACGAAAUCCUAACGCGACAGUGGUUGACUUAUCGCGUCGUGAUCUUUGUUUUCAGGAUAUAAUUAGCGUUUGCAGAGAAACCCGUCAUGUCCAGCGUAUUUUGCUAAGGGAUAUCACAUUUCACCUUGAGAGCAAAAUGCGCACGCUACGAGAAGUAACAGAAAUUUGUGCCUCCCUCUCCGAAAUUGAUGUAACAGGAUGCGCAAAAAAGACCAGACAGCUUUUGCUUGGUGAAAUGAAAAAUCUAGAGGCCGAAGAGAGAUAUUUGAAUCGCAUGGGAGUUUAUCUAAGAGAUGAUAUCGCAGACAACCGAGGCCUUGACAGUGUAUUCACACCAAAUUUCUUCUGCAAUGCGUCUUUCAUCAAAAACUUAGUGACGAGUGGUAAACUCUUUGCAGACACUAGUUGCGAAGGCUGGUCCCUGUUGCACACGGCCUGUCUAGUAGGGGACCUUUCAUUGGCUAAAUGGCUUAUUGACAAAGAUGGCCGGUGUGAGUUUGAGAGGGCGAACCCUUUUGCCUCUUUGGAGCCACUCCUGUGUUUUGAAUAUCACACUGGGGAUAUAGAAGAAUGUGCUAAAAUCUUUGGAUUUACAUUUAAGGAACUAAAUAAAAGUAAUGCAGACACUCUUUUGAUAUGGGCGUUGGGGACGCCAAACCCACCUAGGAUUUCAGGCUCCAGAGAUUUUCAUAGCAAAAAAUGUGAUCCAGUUUAUCGAAUUAAGACCUUGCUGAAACUUAUACCAUUUGUAAAUCCAUUGCCAUUACUGGAAGAGCUUCUUCUCAACCUAGAAAAAGGCACUGCAUUUUGUUGUAAUGAAUCCAAGCUUGCCAAAGUUGUGGCUGUGCUUCUUGAGAAGUGCAAAGAAAUGAAUGCUUUGAGUGGCUUUGAAUGGGUCAUUAUAAAGGAUGAGAUGACCAUGCCCUGUGUUACCCUUGCACUAAACCAUCCUCAGAUCUUAAAGACUUUGAUAAAGUACGGAGCCAAGAUUGAUGCUGUUGAUGAAAAUGGGGAGACUGCUUUGUAUCACAUUAGUAGCAAAGUCACCAUGGGGCAUCAAGAAACAGUUUGUCGCAUUCUUCUUGAUGCUGGAGCUUCUGUGCAUGCUAAAAACAGGCAAGGAAAAACCCCUCUGACAAGUGUGAUCAAAGGUUAUUUUGAAAGUGAGAAAUGGUAUGGUAAUAUUUUCAAUGAGAAUGUUUUCUUUGGAAUUGUUGUGAAAUUAAUAUCAGCUGGUGCAGACAUUCGGCAUUUGGCAGACAGUGCAGGGUCAAUAAUCCAUUUGGCUGUUCAGUCAUUUCUUGAAGGUUCCAAGAAUGAGAUGUCCUUGCGAAUAAUAAAGAAGCUGCUGGCUCUUGAGAUGGUACAAGCAAAAGUGCCAAUUUCUUGCAGAGAUAAUCAAGGGGAUACUGUAUUGCAUACAUGGGCCAGCAGAAGAUGCAAUUCCAUUGAUGCCUCUAAAGCCUUGUUAGUUAAUGAGCUCGGGGAGUUCCUUAUCACUGCUGGGUGCUCAAUAGAUGCAGCAAAUGAUGAUAGUUGCACAGCCUUGCACAUUGCUGUCCAUCAAAGGUUAACUUCACAGGUUGAACUUUUACUAAAGCAUAAUGCAAGUGUUUCAGCCUUGAACAAAUGUGGCCAAACACCUUUGCAUACUGCAUGCUCUAGUUAUCAGAAUGGUUCAAAAGAAAUGAUCAGCAUAAUAGAAAUGCUGAUUAAAGAGGGAUCUGAUCUUCAUGUCAAAGACAGCAAAGGUAAUUCUUCUAGGGAUCUUCUUAAUGGUCAUCGAGAGCUUCGACCAGUCUUGCAAAGACCGUUACCUCACUCAGCAAAAUGGCAACAAAAAUCCCAGAAGCAUGUAGAUAAACUUUUAGAAGUCUGUCGACACACAAACUCCAGAGUCAUCCAGUCUUUCUAUUACCAUCCUGAGCCAAUAGGUACUGGCGGUUUUGGUUGUGUGUUUGCUGGCCUAGAUCUGAAAGAUGGAAGAGAAGUUGCCAUUAAACGGAUUAAAAGAUUGAGACUACUUCCACAGUUUCAUCGUGAAAUUGAGAACCUUGUUCGCUUGUCAGAAUCGCCCAGAAUUAUGAAGUACUUUACCUGCGUUGAGGAUAAGGACUUUCUCUUCAUUGUACUGGAGCUCAUGGAAGGGUCUUUGAAUGAGCUCCUGGACUUGAGAGAGUCAGAACUAGGUACAGAUGCAUUGUUGACACUUUCAAAAGACUUGGUGGAUGGUCUACAUUACUUGCAUGGAAAAAGCAUCCUCCAUCGAGACUUGAAACCAAACAACCUGCUAUACCACUUUCAAGAUGAAACCCCACGCUUGAAGAUAGCAGACUUUGGUCUUAGUAAAGAUACCACUUCUGCCAGUCAGUCAAGUACAGUUAUAGGCACCAAUGUUGGAUGCAAAGUUUGGAUGGCACCUGAGGUAUCUAGAGCACCCUCCAAACACAGCCAGAAAUCUGAUGUUUUUUCAUGUGGCCUUGUGUUACAUUACAUCAUGUCUAAAGGUAAACAUCCAUUUGCCAAGGAGAGUCAGACACAAGAAAAUGCAAGGAUAUGGGAGAUCUCAACUGCAUCUUCUAUAGUUAAUGAUAUCAAGUCAUUACAUAGCAGUUUGGGACCAGAAGCAAAGGACAUUGUUAUUCAAGCCCUUGCUAGAGACCCAGAAGAUCGGCCAAGCGCAUCUAAUAUGAUUGGUCAUCCAGUGUUUUGGAGUGAAGAUAAGAAGCUGAGGUAUAUUGCUGCCUUUUAUAAUGGUUAUGACAAAAGAGAUUCUGUGCGGAGAAAAAUUAAGAGGGAACUAGGCACUGUACCAAGAUGGGAUUUAAAGUUAACAGAACAGACCAAGAAAAUGAUAAAAGAACGCAAGUACGACUUUUUUUCUUGCAUGGAACUGUUGCGAUUUAUUCGUAAUGGCUAUCAACAUUUUCUGAAAGAGCUGUUUGGAUGUAAACUUCUGCAGUCAUACCCAGAGCUUCUGAUUGAACUGUACAAUUUCAUCAAAAGACACGAUUUGCAAAGCAAUCCGUACAUUGAGCAAGUGGAAAAGGGAUAAGUUUGUCUCAUGAUUUUUGGAUGAGUCCUUCCCCUUAAGUUGAAAAUUGUUAACAUUGAGCUACCAAUGUGCAUAAUAUCGCACAUAAUAUUGAAAAAUCUACUUUUUGUUUGUACUAAAAAAGACAGUAAUUGUUGUGUAGCAACCUUGCCCCCACAAUUGUCUGGGGUAGGGGCUGGGGCAAGGGUAAGUCAUUGCUAAUUUUUACUAAGAAGGGGAAGAGAUUUCUUUUCUUAUGUUCUUUGUAAAAUCCAUAUUUUUCUUGUGGCAACUGCCAUCUCUCCCCUUGCUAGUUUUGAUGUUUGAAACUAAUUAGAUAUUCACUGUCUUUAUUUCAAAUUAGUGGAUAUUCUAUCUGGGGAAGCAGUUUAAGUUUUAAUCUUGGGCAGAGCCAACUACAUGCUGAUCCUUUUUGUCACCUUUCAUUAGGAGAUCCCAAAUGGAAGUGUGUAGGUCGGGAAGGGGGGCAUUUUUAGGGCAAGUUUAAGAAAUACACACAUAAACUACGGCUUCAAGAAAAUAAAAAAGUUACAUUUUUUAGGCUGUUUCCAUGCUAUAAUUUGCACACGAUAAAAUUUUCAAUGAGGUUUCUUAUACUUAAAGAUACUACCAUAUGUUGUCUGUAUGUAAUAUUUCUUGAUGCCAUGUUGCAUCAAUGUUAUGUAUGUGUAUAUCAAUUUAAAAUAGAAGUUGCAAUAUAACCACAGUAAACGACCACAAAUCUG